This is a messenger RNA of Peromyscus californicus insignis, 1022 nucleotides long. RefSeq names its product SFT2 domain containing 1 (gene Sft2d1). Lineage: Eukaryota; Metazoa; Chordata; Mammalia; Rodentia; Cricetidae. Gene Ontology annotation, biological process: vesicle-mediated transport. Gene Ontology annotation, cellular component: membrane. The record is from RefSeq and is a predicted model, not a curated record.
CGGAUUUCCGGCUAGCGCGUGGAAAGUGCGGGUUCCGGGCUUCCGGGUGGGCGUGCAGGGCAGGCGAGCACUUAGUGGCCCGCGGGGCAGCCCGAGGACAGGGCCAUGGAGAAGCUGCGGCGGGUCCUGAGCGGGGAGGACGACGAGGAGCAAGGCUUGACGUCGCAGGUCCUGGACGCCUCAUCCCUUAGCUUCAACACCAGAUUGAAGUGGUUCGUCAUAUGCUUUGUUGCUGGCAUUUUCUUUUCAAUCCUUGGAACUGGUUUGCUGUGGCUUCCCAAUGGCAUAAAACUCUUUGCAGUAUUUUACACCCUUGGCAACCUUGCUGCGCUGGCCAGUACGUGCUUCUUAAUGGGACCCGUGAAGCAGCUGAAGAAAAUGUUUGAAACGACAAGACUGCUUGCCACAAUUAUUAUGCUUCUCUGCUUCGUGUGUACCCUGUGCGCUGCUCUGUGGUGGCGGAAGAAGGGGCUGGCCUUACUCUUCUGCAUAUUGCAGUUCCUGUCGAUGACCUGGUACAGUCUGUCCUACAUCCCAUAUGCAAGGGACGCGGUGCUCAAGUGCUGCUCCUCGAUCUUCAGUUGAAAGUUGCAUCUGCUCAGCCGGCAGAAGUGCUUAGGAAUGGUGCUGAUGUUGUGCCUACACAGUGAUCACUCCAGAGACGGCGGCAGCCUCAGACCAUGCCCUGUACUGGUGAACUGCGCUUGCAUAGCCCUCAUUCCCUGCCAUUAACCUGUUCUUCCAGAGACAAGGAGAUAAUAAUCAUUGCCACUUGUAAAUAAUCUUGCUCAGUUUUUAAUCUUCACAGACAGCUUUUGAAAUGUGAAUAUUUAAGGUAUAAACCUGUGUUGUAAGAUAUAUCCAGCUUAUUUGGCUUUUUAGAUGGUCUACAAUUUAAAAUUUUUUUUAACUUUAAAAAUGUGAAAUUUUAUAUACUUUAAGCUUAAAAUUACUUAUUACAUGUAAUAAAAAGUAAUAUAUGUAUCUUUACGGUUUGAAAUAAACCUGCUCCUACAAAUGUA